Nannospalax galili (Upper Galilee mountains blind mole rat) is the source of this 2296-nucleotide messenger RNA. RefSeq names its product ADP ribosylation factor like GTPase 2 binding protein (gene Arl2bp). Gene Ontology annotation, biological process: positive regulation of tyrosine phosphorylation of STAT protein; maintenance of protein location in nucleus. NCBI's taxonomy places the organism in Eukaryota, Metazoa, Chordata, Mammalia, Rodentia, Spalacidae. Bases 237 to 728 code for a protein of 163 amino acids. The record is from RefSeq and is a predicted model, not a curated record. Gene Ontology annotation, cellular component: mitochondrial intermembrane space. The transcript has 6 exons.
CGCGGUUGCUAACGGAUUGGAGGCGGGGUGGCCCGGGCUGGUGCAGAGCGGCCUGGCCUCGCGUGGAGGCCGGGCUGGAGCUGGGCCCACUCUGGAGCCGGAGCCCAGCCUCGCGUAGGUGCUCAGCGGGCCGGGCGGGGCGUAGGUGCGGCCUCCUGCCGGGCCCUAGAUGCAGUUAGGGCUGCGCGGGCCAGAGCAGGGGCCCAGCCCCGGUCGGUGGCUGCUGCGUCGCGGCCAUGGACGCCCUAGAGGAAGAGAGCUUCGCGCUGUCCUUUUCCUCUGCCUCUGAUGCAGAAUUUGAUUCUGUGGUUGGAUGUUUAGAGGACAUUAUCAUGGAUGAUGAGUUCCAGUUAUUACAGAGAAAUUUCAUGGACAAGUACUACCAGGAGUUUGAAGACACAGAAGAGAAUAAACUCAUCUACACACCCAUUUUUAAUGAAUAUAUUUCUCUGAUAGAGAAGUACAUUGAAGGGCAACUGCUGGAGCGCAUCCCCGGCUUCAACAUGGCGGCUUUCACCACGACACUGCAGCACCAUAAAGAUGAAGUGGCUGGCGACAUCUUUGACAUGCUGCUCACAUUCACAGAUUUUCUGGCUUUUAAGGAAAUGUUUCUCGACUACAGAGCAGAAAAAGAAGGCCGUGGACUGGACUUAAGCAGUGGUCUGGUUGUGACUUCUUUGUGCAAGUCAUCUUCUACGCCAGCUUCCCAAAACAACCUGCGGCACUAGGGCCCACUUCCAGACAACAGGUGGGAUCACUUUGAAAUCCAGUCCAACAUGCUCAGAGAGGCAUGAGCAGAAGAUGCAUCUUGGAAAGACCAACUGUGCCCAGUCCUUCAUUCAUGUGAAGUAUUGCGAAGUCCCAGACAAUAUGACCAACCCUCCUGGCCCUUGUCCAGAAACACCUUCUUGUAUUCAGUAAGCCUCCUGUUCCUCCCCCAUACAGGCACCUCUUCUGAAUGCUUCUGAGUAGCUUUGGAACAGGCCUGUGUUGGCCACCUCAGCCGCAGGCCCUUCCCCAGCAACGUGUUAGUAUGUCAACAGUGUGAUAACCCACCAUCGUGAGCCCUUUGUUCUGCAGGCUUUGCAUGAGUCUUUGUGCACCCACAGCUCUUUCUUACAUGGGUCAAUUUCAGUCCUCAGCCUCAAUGGAGUUUUUGUUUGGGAGUAUUGAUCUAGAGAGUUACCGCAGCCAGCUGCCUGUCCUCAUUUCUGAAUCUCCUGUGACUGCAGCUUGGCUUGGCUGUAGGAAUCAGCUGAGAGAGAUGUCUUCUACCUAUGUGUGAAAAUGAACUCCCAAUUUUAUAUUUGCAGUCCAUUUGACGCUAUCUUCUGCUGGUCUUGAUGUAGUCCCAUUGUUUCUCUAAGUCUCUUUUAAGCAUUAUUUUCAAGAAAAAUAUUUUUAUAGAUGAAAACUCAGGCUAAUCUAGUGGAUAUGAUCUUGGAACAUCCAUGAUCACCCACUUAAAAGAUCAAAGUAUUAUAUGCUGUGUGCUUUUAGUUGUUAGUGCUGCCAUUGCAAAACUGCUUUCUGCAUUGGUGACCCUCUUUCUAGGCACCAGUGCAGACAGGCUAUAUGCUAGAAGUAGACUGCGGUUAUCCUGUUACUACAGCUUGCUAAGUGUGCUUGUGCAUGUUUGCCUACAGUCCUUUGGUAUGAGCCAGUGAGGGGAGGGGAAUCUGAAACUUGUUCCUGUCACUAUCUCUCCUGCCAAGCUGAUACUUCCCCUGAUCCAGCUCAGGCUGGGGGGUGGGAGUAGGGGAUCAGUGCACAGCUUGGCUGGUCACCUGUUGGCUUUGGUGGACCAUCACCAACCAGAAAGCAUGAGUAUCACAUCUCUAGAAAGAAAAAAAAAACAAUAGUUCAAUUCCUAAUGUAUACUUUUGAUUUUCAUUUUUAUAGUAAAACUAAGAAUCUGUACUGACUUUCCAUGUGACCAUUCUGACUUAAAGGAUGAGUUGUAAGCUAAGCUGUGUGUUUUUCUGUAGUAAUGUGUCACUUACUACUUUUGUAACAUGAGUAAAAUUUGAGGUGUUUUGGAAGAACCAUCGUUGCACAGGAAUUGUCCACUUUAAUGUAACCACUGCCAUCCGGGUAUUGUUGCUUUGGUCUUCUGAGAUCAAAGGCCCUCUGGAGGCCAGCUUUGUAAAUGCCACCUCUCCUGCGCUGGCUUUCCCUUCCUGCUUCUUUUAUAAGCAGGGCUGCCCAUUGCAAGCAGGCAUGUUAGAAGCACAAGAAAAAGAGCCUGCCUGGUUAAGAAAAGCAAGUGAACAAGUUCAGAGACAAAAUACUGAAU